Molecule: messenger RNA, 528 nt
Organism: Beta vulgaris subsp. vulgaris (sugar beet)
Lineage: Eukaryota; Viridiplantae; Streptophyta; Magnoliopsida; Caryophyllales; Amaranthaceae
Exons: 1
Coding region: 1-528 (175 amino acids)
Source: RefSeq, a predicted model, not a curated record
AUGGGGAAUCUUGGAUUCACCACGCCAUUCAACGAGAAUAUUAUGAGAGCAUUUACCCCUCGAAAGGUUAAGGUCCCCCCGAUCGACCAUUAUAACGGGACAACUGAUCCCAUCGACCACCUAGCCGCCUUCAAAGCGCAAAUGAGCGUCCAGACCAGCAGUGAGGCCGCAUGGUGCAAAUUCUUCCCCACCACCCUGAAAGGCCUGGCUCUAACAUGGUUCACCGAGUUGCCUUACAGGAGUAUAUCGAGCUUCACCGCCCUCGAAACAGCGUUCAAACAGAACUUCAUCGCAGGAAUGAGGCAUCGGAAAACCAGCAUUCAUCUCAUGUCAAUCAGACAACGGAGGGAGGAAGACUUGGCAGAUUACAUCAAGAGGUUCAACGCAGAGUCUCUCAAGGUGUCCGACCUACAGGAUAGCGUGGCAUUCACCGCUCUCAUGUCUGGGCUAUACCCUUCGAGUAGGUUCAAACUGAAGCUGGCCGAGAGUGAAGCCUCUUCAUUCUCAGAAGCCAUGAACCUGGCCUAA